Molecule: messenger RNA, 2408 nt
Organism: Hippoglossus stenolepis (Pacific halibut)
Lineage: Eukaryota; Metazoa; Chordata; Actinopteri; Pleuronectiformes; Pleuronectidae
Gene: tdh2
Product: L-threonine dehydrogenase 2
Exons: 8
Coding region: 409-1638 (409 amino acids)
Biological process (GO): L-threonine catabolic process
Molecular function (GO): L-threonine 3-dehydrogenase activity
Source: RefSeq, a predicted model, not a curated record
CUGUUAAGCUCAGCUAAACACUCUUCACAAUACAAAUCCCUGUGCACAGCAAGUCAGCAUGUUUGCCCGCUCGGAGCUUUGCAGGCUGGAGACUGUAGUCCCGUUCAGUCAAGAGCCACCAGCCCGGGUGAUUACACAAACGUGGACAAGAACCACAUAGCCCAGCAUGACUCUCCACACCUGCUUAUGUAUCCAGUGGUCACUGGGCGAACUGAAACGGUGACCAAUCGGAUGGGUUGGUGAUCUUUUCACUCUAACAUUUAAAUGCCUCAAAAACUCUUUAUCAGCAUUUAUCUUGUGAUUUAGUUUAGUGGAAUAGUUUUGGAUUGACUGCAACUGCUGGUGUUGGAUCAAGAAUCAUCUGUGUGGGAUUUCUGAUUUUCUCAGCACACAGAACUGCUGCUGGACAUGCAUCCGGGCGUGCGGGUCUGUGUGCCCACUGUGGCCCUGCUGGGCAUGUUUUGCCGAGGUUGCCUGAGCAGGGCGCAGAGUUUGCCCCGUCGCAGCUUCAGCACUUUGCACAAGCGAAUGAGCAGGUGGAACAGUCAGGAGACCAGCGGCCCGCUACCUUCUCAGGAACACCCUCGUGUCCUCAUCACAGGUGGCCUUGGGCAGUUAGGUGUGGGGCUUGCACAAUCACUGAGAAAACUGUAUGGACGAGAGAACGUCAUCCUGUCAGACAUCAAGAAGCCUCCACCUCAUGUUUUCACCAGUGGUAUGCAAAAUAUAAAUACGGUUUUAUGGCGUUUUGUGUCCUGUUUUCCUUUGUUAAUACUUUUAAAUGCUCUUCCCUCUCUUUUCCCAUCAGGUCCAUUCGUAUACGCUGAUGUGUUGGACUACAAGCACCUUAGAGAAAUUAUUGUAAAUAAUCGAAUCACUUGGCUCAUCCACUACAGUGCUUUGCUCAGUGCUGUGGGCGAGGCUAAUGUGGCUUUGGCACGCAAGAUCAACAUCACAGGCCUUCAUAACGUGCUGGACUUGGCACUGGAGAACUGCCUGCGCCUCUUUGUCCCCAGCACCAUCGGAGCGUUUGGCCCCUCUUCUCCACGUGACCCGGCCCCAGACCUCUGUAUCCAAAGACCUCGAACCAUUUACGGCGUGUCCAAAGUGCAUGGGGAGCUGAUGGGAGAGUAUCUCCAUCAUAAAUAUGGCCUGGACUUCCGCUGCCUACGUUACCCAGGUGUGAUAUCAGUCAACAGUCCUCCUGGAGGAGGAACCACAGACUAUGCAGUUCAAAUCUUCCACGAUGCUCUCAGCACGGGUCACCACGAGUGCUACUUGCGACCUGACACUCGUCUACCCAUGAUGCACAUCUCUGACUGCCACCGUGCCACAGUGGAGUUCAUGCAGGCUCCGGGGUGCCAGCUGUCCCUGCGUACCUACAACAUAGCUGCCAUGAGUUUCACUCCGGAAGAGGUGGCCCAAGAAAUACGCAAGCAUCUCCCCCACCUCAAGGUCACCUACAACCCCGAUUCUGUCCGCCAGACCAUCGCAGACAGCUGGCCGGUAAGGUUUGAUGACACCAACGCUCGCAGAGACUGGGGCUGGGCACCAGCCUUCGGGCUUGAAGAGCUGGUGUCCGACAUGUUGCACUUCAUUCGAGACAAGAGGACCAAUAAGGGUUUGCCAGUCAGCUAGCAAACCCUGCUCCACAGAGACUGACCAAUGCCUACCCCUACACGAACAAUACACUAUCUCUCACUUCACUUUUCAGAAAGUUGUCAACCACCUAUCCUGUGUUUCUCUGGAGCAUUACAGCAAUGAGCCACGGCCUGUUUGUAAGGUGGGAAUUCAUAGUCAGAAGCCCUCAGAAAACAGUGGACAGUGAGAUUUCCCACGCAUGCACACACUGACACACAUCUCAGUCUUUUUCAGGGAACAAUAUGCUGUCAAACCUUCUCUCCAUCUUUGUUGUUUUUAAUUGUGAUUGUGGUACCAGCAUCACUCAGAUGCCAAAGAAAAUCAUUCGUUUCGUAAGCUUCAGAGAUUUCCAAAUAUCAUACAAAUCACGUGCAUGGACUCAACAGUCUGUUAAAUGUCUGUUACAAUGUCUAAUACAAUAUGGACCAGUUGCACAUUGAAAGUAUCAAACCUGUUGUACACUUUGGUUCCACGAUCAUCUGGAAUGGCUGGCUCAGUUAGCUCUGGACUGUAAUGACACAUCAUGUAUUCUGGCUGUUUUAUAAUAUCAAGUGAAAAUCACACACUGGACACAAACCCACUACCCUUGCUGUGGCAUCGAACAGGAAGCCUUUAGUUUACUUUCUUCUGGCCAGCAGUGUGAUUUUGGUUAUGAAUAUGCACCAAUAAGAAGCCUUAUUGACUGUAGAUUACUUUUGGAAAACUGUCUAAAAAUGCAGUGUUGUUUGAAUCAGACUUUGAAUAAUAAAAAAUGUAAUUUACCUAAA